Entelurus aequoreus (snake pipefish) is the source of this 4661-nucleotide messenger RNA. RefSeq names its product zinc finger protein 431-like. The coding region runs from base 342 to 3698 and encodes 1118 amino acids. Gene Ontology annotation, cellular component: nucleus. The record is from RefSeq and is a predicted model, not a curated record. NCBI's taxonomy places the organism in Eukaryota, Metazoa, Chordata, Actinopteri, Syngnathiformes, Syngnathidae. The transcript is spliced from 4 exons. Gene Ontology annotation, biological process: regulation of cytokine production; regulation of immune system process; negative regulation of transcription by RNA polymerase II. Gene Ontology annotation, molecular function: RNA polymerase II cis-regulatory region sequence-specific DNA binding; DNA-binding transcription activator activity, RNA polymerase II-specific; protein dimerization activity.
CAAAGAAGAAGAAGAAGACUUAGUGCUUGCGUGGACCGAUCGGGUGAUAAAGCAAGAUGGCGUCUGACGGAGAAGGCCUAAACGCGGGCAUUAUAUUUCUGUAUUCUUACAUAUAUGUUGUUUAAUAGAGUACACACGGUUAAUAAUUGUUUGUAGCAGGAUACAUUAGUCUGAGCGCACUUUGACACUCCUGUUUGCUAGCUUCAUUUAAGGUAGCUUGCAGCUAGCUUAGCUGGCUAGUUAGCUUAGCUUGUUAGCUGCUAACAAAGAGACGCGGACGUUAUUUAAACAUCGCUAAGUAGGGAAGUAAUGUGAGUGUAAAGUGUUGUGAUUGUGUGAAAAUGUGCGAAAGAACGAUGGCAGAGUACGAGGGGGAACUUUGUCCAACAAAAGAGGAGAAGGAGCGACAACAUCAAGUUGUGUUACACAGAACAGACGUCCAGCAGCCCCCUCACAUUAAAGAGGAAGAGGAGGAUCCACAGUCACCCCCUAUUAAAGAGGAAGAGGAGGAUCCACAGUCACCCCACAUUGAAAAGGAAGAGGAGGAAGUGUGGAUCAGUCAGGAGGGAGAGUGUCUUCUAGGGCAGGAGGAGGAUGAUGUCACCAAGUUUCCGCUGACUGUUGUCUCUGUGAAGACUGAAGAGCAUGAAGACAAACCACCUGAGUCCUCACAGCUUCAUCACAGUCCAAACGUCUGUGAAGAACAACUUCUGCCUGAAAACCAGGAGUGUAGCUUCAGGAUGGUGAAGGAGGAUCCAUCACCAGACUCACUGACCCCCCACAUUAAAAAGAAAGAGGAGGAACACAGCAUCAGUCAGGAGGCAGAUCAUCUUGAAGGACUGGUGGAGUUCCCAGUGACUGGUGUCCCUGUGAAGAGUGAAGAUGAUGAGGUCAAAGGUGAAAGUGAGGAGAAGAGAGAGGCGGAGCCUCCAAGCAGCAGCUCAACACAACACAUAACAGAAGCUGAUGGAGACCACUAUGGAGGAUCACAAGCAGACAAGCUCUUAGCUCCACUAUCAGAUAGUGAGGACACAACGUCACACUCUCCUGACACUGAUGAUGAAGACUCUAAAGAUGAUAAGACAUGUCACACUGACAACACUCACUUCAAAUGUUCUCACUGUGACAAAACCUUUAAAAGCCAUAGUCAUCUGAAAAGACACAAGAGAACACACACUGGAAAGAAACCUUUUUCUUGUUCAAUCUGUGGCUUAUCUUUUACAAGGAAGGAAAAUAUGAAAGAGCACACAAGAACACAUAAAGGAGAAACAACUUUUUCGUGUUCUGUGUGUGAUUCAAGUUAUGUACGAAGUCAAGGUUUGAAAGAACACCCGAAAAGAUACACUGGGGAAAACCUUAAGUGUUCUGCGUGUAAUUCAAGUUGUGUCCAAGGUGAACAUUUGAAAGUACACAAGAGAACACACACAGGAGAAAAACCUUUUACCUGUUCACUGUGUAGUAAAGGUUUUGCACAAAGUCAAAAUUUGAAAGUACACAUGAGAACACACACUGCCAAGUGCAGCGGCAGCGAUCGUUUAUUGUUUCCUCUCGCCUGGACUUAUAACAUGGAGGAUUACAUAUCUAAAAUAAAACACUUUUCUAAACUGGACUUUCAAUCGAAGCAGGACGUAAUAAUUAAAGGAAGACCAAUGCCAAAGCUAAAAGGUUUGCAUCAGACUUCGGGACAGAAGACCCGUUCUUUUCAAACGGUGUGGUACACACGAAAAGGCUGGCUGUGUGGAUGUCCAGCAAGAAACCGCCUUUUCUGCUUUUCCUGUCUUCUUUUCUCUUCUUGUGACAAUGCCUGGACUCAGAUGGGAUAUUGUGACCUGAAGAAUUUGCAGAGAAGCCUCAUCAAACAUGAGCGGUCGACCACUCACAUUCAAAGCCAGAUCGCGCUCAAAACGUUCAGGGUGUCCAGGAUAGACUUGGCUUUGGAUGAACAGCAAAGACUCAACAUCAGCACCCACAAUGCUAAGGUAAAAGAGAACCGAGGGAUUUUAAAAGACCUCAUCAAUGUCACCUGCUUCCUCGCCAAACAGCAACUGGCAUUCCGUGGAAAUGAAGAAAGUACAGGCUCUACCAAUCGUGGCAACUAUGUUGAACUCUUGCAUGCUAUUGUUGAGAAGGAUGACAGGCUAGCUAGGCAUUUGGAGACAUCCACUGUAUUUUCUGGUUUGUCAAAUGGAAUACAGAAUGAUUUAAUCGAAGCAGUUGGGGAUGUCGUUAGAAAUGACAUUAAAAAGGAGAUCAGUGCAGCCCCAUUUGUUGCUGUAGAAGUGGACGAGACCACAGAUGUCACAAACCAAGCUCAGAUUUCUGUCAUAUUACGGUAUGUGGCUACAACUGAAGCAGGCUGUGAGGUGAGGGAGGCGUUUUUGGGAUUUGAUGACGUCCGUAAUGACCGACGCGCUCCUGCCAUUGCUGAGUAUGUCCUGGGAGUGUUGGAGAAGUAUCACUGUGUUGAAAAGCUUGUAGCUCAGACCUAUGAUGGGGCCGCUGUAAUGGCCUCAGAGCUUAAUGGCGUGCAAGCUAAAAUUAAAGAAAGAGUGCCCGAAGCCAUGUUCACCCACUGUUACGCACACAAGCUGAACUUAGUGCUAUUGCAUUCAGCAAAGUGCAUGCCCGAGUGUCGCACGUUUUUUAAAACAGCUGAGGGACUAGCCUCAUUUUUCAGCAAGUCCACAAAGCGCACUCACUUGCUGGAUGAUGUUGUCAAGCGCCGUUUACCCAGAGCAGCGCCCACAAGAUGGAGCUCUAACUCUAGGCUGCUGCAGACAAUAAGCAUGCACCACGAUGAUCUGCGCUCGUUAUUUCACAUCAUCAUUGAAAAUCCUGACAGCUGGGAUAAUGACACGCUGAUGAUGGCAGCAGGAUACGAUCAGUGGCUGUCAAAAGCAUCUACAUGCUUUCUCCUUAUGGUAUAUGAGUACAUUUUCAAUGAGACUAGUGCACUUUGUAGAGUGCUGCAAAACAAAGUGAUGGACAUUGAAUAUUGUCUUGCACCCAUCCGCGACACCAUUGAAGCUCUCGAGCGCAUGAGACUGGAGUUCAAAAGUUUCUGUGACCGAUUUGAGAAGAAAUGCAGCGCACUUGGCCUGGCAGAGAGUGGAGACAGACAGUCAAUUAGAUUUGAACGAAAACGAGUGUUCUGUAACAUUCUGGAUGACAUAAGCUAUCAAAUGAAGGCUAGGUUUGAUCAUUUUGGUGAGCUGGCUUUCCUUGGUUUGGUUGAUUGUUCAAAUUUCAGUGAAAUGUCAAAACAUUUUGAUGACACAAAACUGCAGAGCCUGUCAAAAUAUGCCAGAUUCUUUGACUUUGUGCAACUAAAGGCGGAUCUUGUUGGACUGUAUAGCUCACAAACGGUGAGGGAUGAAUGUAAAUCUCCUGGACAGCUUCUCAGCUUUUUGGCCCAGAAGGACCUCAUCCAAACUGUUCCUGAGGCGACAAAGUUACUCCAGCUAGUGCUCACUGUUCCAGCUACUACAGCAUCGGAGGAGCGGUCAUUCUCAGCACUGAAAAGAAUCAAAACAUACAGUCGGAACAGGACCGAUCAAGGACGACUUUCUUCCCUGGCAGUGAUCUCCAUCGAGACAGAAAGACUUUUACAACUGAAGAAAGAUAAGGAAGACUUCUAUAAACAAGUUAUCGAUGCUUUUGUUCAGAAGGAGCGGCGCAUGGACUUCAUUUAUAAGUAAAGGGAAACUUUCUGCUGCGCUUCCUGCGACCACAAAGAGCGGUCCUAGUGCCUCCAUGUACCCUAACCGCCAUUAAACAGAAAAAAAGAAGAACGACGAAGCCAACUUGGAAGUGGUCCAUUGAAAGGUUGAUAGCGCGACCUCCUGCACUGUAGAAUGUAGUAUGGACUGUAAUGUUUACAGCUGAGACCUUUAUUGUGAAAGUCUGUUCCUUACUGCUGUAACAGGAUGUAUGGCACUUCACUAACCGGAAGUGGAGGAGAUGCCGGUGUUCGACCAAGAGGUAAAAUAAAUAAAGAGCUCCCGGGCUAAACUGAGAAUUAAGAGUCCAGUUAUUAUAAAGAUUAGUUUAUUAUACUUCUCGUGUGUAGCUAAUCACAACAUGGUGUCAGAGUAAAAGUAAUAAGACUACGAACCCGCGAGAAAAAAGUAAACUCGUCGAAAAAAAAAGGUGGGUAAGAAGUCAACAAUGGAAGCGUUUGGCGUACCUACCCCGAAGAUGGACUGGGAUUCAUCUAACCUACCAGAUGCGAGAUUCAAGCAACAUGCAGAACUCAUGUUCACAGGACCGCUCAAACAGAGAGCAGAAGAGGAAAAAUGCAGCUUUCUUCUGCUGUGGAUCGACGACAAAGGACGGGACAUCAGCAACACGUGGACACUGACUGAAGAUGAAGCUAAGUUGCUAAAAACAUACUACGACAGAUUCUCAGAAUACCUCACCCCGAAAGCAAACCCUAUAUUUGCAAGAUAUAAAUUCCAGGAGAGACGCAAGGAAACUGAGUCAUUUGAGCACUUUGUGACAGAUCUCAAGCUACUAGUUAAAGACUGUAACUACACAGACAGCGACGAGAUGGUCAGGGACCGUAUAAUUUUCGCUACCAACUCACCCAGAGUGCGCGAAAAACUACUCAGCCAGGGGCCGGAGCUCACGCUCGAAAAAACGAUCGAUAUAGCCCGCUCCCA